UCCUCCUCCUCCUCCUCCUCCUCCUCCUCGGCGGAGGCCGGCCUGCUGCUGUCGACAAGCGCCCGGCGGGCUCUGGGGCGCCCGGGGCGCGCGGGGCUGGGCGACCGGCGGGCAACGCGGCCGGGCGCGGGGCAUGUGGCAGACGCUGGCCCUCGGGGCCCUGCUCUUCCCGGCGCUCUUCGCCGCCUGCCUGCGCAGCCUGGCCAGGCUGGCGCCGGGAUGGAGCCGCAAGGACCGGAUCGUGCUCAGCGGCAGGCUGGUGUCGUCCACCCAAGCCAUGAUGGCAACUCUCUCAGGCAUUGUCGUCAUCUGUAGCUGCAAGGACGUGGUGCAUGACAGGCACUGGUUGGCCCAGGAGUACGUCUGGAUCGUGGUUUCCUAUAUGACCUAUGACCUCUAUAUCAUGUACCUCUGCUACUGGCACAAGAGCGAAGAGAAGGGAGAGGCCCCGAGGAAACACUCCCUGGCCAGCAUGACGGGCUUCCUGCGGAGGGAACGGCUGAUGGUCACCCAUCACAUCUUCAUCCUCGUCAUCCUCACCCCUGUGGCUGUGCAUCUUCGGGGCGAACUUGGAGACUUCUUUGUGGGUUGCAUCUACACUGCGGAACUCAGCACGCCGUUCGUAUCCCUGGGAAAGAUACUGAUGCAGCUCAACCUGCAAGACUCGCUUUUGCACAAAGUGAACGGGAUCCUCAUCUUAGCUACCUUCUUCCUUUGUCGGAUCCUCCUCUUCCCGUUCAUGUACUGGGCCUAUGCCCGGCAGAUGGGCCUGCCCAUCUACAAGGUGCCGUUCCGCAUCCCCUUCCACUGCAACGUGGCCAAUGCUCUACUCAUUGCGCCGCAGCUCUACUGGUUUGCGCUCAUCUGCCGCAAGGCUUUUCGCCUCUACAGUAGCUCACCGUCUCCGGACAGAAACAGAUAACGGCGGGUUUGGGCUUGCCCUGCAAGCACUGGGCUCAGAACGGGCCCACCUUUUGGAAUCAGUGUCUUGGGGACUGUGAUCUGAAGCCCGCAAGGGGUCAGGUGGGACCUGCAGCAGAGGCCUGGGUUACUUUCACUACAACACAGAAGAAAGAGGGCUGGUCAGCAGCCAACCUCUGAUCCGCCAGCUCUCUCCUAUGUGCGAGACUAAUCAGAGCUGGCGGUUGCCAAGCUGUUUCACGGGUCCUGUCAGAAAAAAACAAUGGUGGUUGGAUAUUGACUGUUUGCAAGCCAGUAGGAUUGGAGGGUGCCAGAAUCUGGUAGCAGCCCUUAAAACCUCCAGCAGCCCCCAGAAACCUUUUGAGGUUGGGAUGGGUCCCAGAUUACAGUCCAAGCCUUGGGGGUCACUCCCUUCUUCCUCGUAGAGUCCAGGUGAUUCCUCAACCACCCUUUGCACCUGAGGUCUUCCUGGUGGUGGUGGAGAGUGCCCUCAAGUCAUAACUGACUUAUGGCGACCCCUGGCAGGGUUUGACUAACAGAGGUGGGUUGCCAUUGCCUGCCUCUGCAACCGUGGUCUUCGUUGGAGGUUUCCCAUCCAAUUACUAACCAAGGUCGACCCUGCUUAGCUUCCGAGAUCUGACGAGAUCAGGCUCUCCUGGGCUAUCUAGGUUAGGGUCUUCCUACUUCCCCUUUUAUUUCUUUUUCCUAGCCAUUCCCAGUUUUGGGACCUUCCCCUUCCACCCUGAAAUGAAUACAACCACACUACCGACUUGGGGAAAAGAAAUUAAUGUAGUCAGCUCAGCUGCGUGAGGUCCUUUUUACACUGUAAGGCAGAGGUCCCCAAUUUUUUUUAGCCAAUGGAAUUCUGACACAGGGUGAUAGAUGCUACAAAAUGGCUGCUGUGGGAGGAGGAGCCACACACAGGGGAGGUCCAAGUACAGGGGAGAAGACAAGGAGUUUUUAAAAAUACACUGAGAAAAAGGAGUGAGAAAGAAUAAAGCAACUUUGGUGGCAGUUGCCUCUGAAAUACUAUUUUCAUCUGCACAGCCAAUUACAUCUCCAGUGGCCAGUCAGAACCCCUGCUGGGCAAGAACCCCAGGUGGCUCCACCCACUUCUAAAAACACUGGUGGGUACCAGGAAAAAUGUCAACGGGCACAGCAUUGGGGACUCUUGCUGUAAGGUUUGGUUCUAUCAGUCCUCUUUGUAUGCUGUGCAGCAUGAGAAUUAAGGUUCCUGAGUUUCAGCUUUCAGUUUUAAAAAUGUGCAAGUUACUAGCCCUUAUGGUUUAAAGACAGGCUUGACAGCAGCUAGGUGGAACUGCAGAAGCUGGGGAAGGGAGCCGUUAGAGGGCUGCCUUGAGCAGUGCCCUUUGUGCCUUCAUGCUCCUCAGCUCAAGAAACUCAGCUUAUGCAAAAUGGGCCCAUGUGGGCUUACCAGCCUCACAUCUCAGUGGGAGCAGGUGCUUUACUUGACUGAAGGUGCCUGGUUCAACCUCCAGCGUCUUGGGUAUUGAGACCUAGGGAGUCACCUUGUGAGCCAUUGGAUGGCUGCUAACAGACAGCGUGGACAAUACUAGGCCUUAUUUAUGUAGGAUUGGGAGGGGGAACGUGCACCAGCUCGGCCCACAAUGCUUGCACAUCCUGCCAAGCAUUGUGAAGAUUGCAGUGGUUGAAAAAUACCCCAUGAUGAAGACUCUGAAGCUGGAUGAAGGUUUUCAAGCUCUCUGGAAGCCAGGAUUUUCUGAGAGGCCAGAUUCUGCGUCGCAGCACCCAAUGAUCUGUGGGAUUCCAGAACUGCAGAAGGAUUUUUAGAGAAGAGGUGCUCAGCAGUUUCUUAAGUUUCGGGUUUGGAUUCUUCCUGGCCCAGAUGCUUGGGGGGGGGGGGCACAACUCCAAGCCCCUGUAUAAGGGGAAUCUUGUCCCUCUUGCAAUUUUUCCAGAAAUCCCUCUGAAAUGCCACUUUACCUGUAGAGAACAGUCCAAUAUGACCAGUUUGUAUUAACAAAAUAUGCCUCUGCUGGGUUUGUGUGUCAAAACCUCCAAUUUUAUUUCUAUCCAUAAUGUGCCUUACACACAGCAGGUAGGAAAAUAAACACCUCCCAGGCCUUUAACAUUGCACUAAUUUCAGUUAGUUCCUGGUUCCUGGUAAGCCAACUGCUGGUUAAUGUUGCAAUAUCCGUUUUGGAAAAUAUCUGAAAUUGUCAAGUUUACUUUUAUUGUCAUGGCAUGUAUACCUGAAAGGUUUUUAAUUUAAGAAACAGGUUCUACUCUUUUGUCUUUUCCUGUUUGGUCCUCCAAAUGAUUAUUAAGAAAUAGACCUGCCCGACGUUCAGGGUGGCCCCUUCAGGUUUUAACUCUGGGUGGGGCAGAGAUUUUGUGGAAGAGAUUAGCAGCAAGAUUCAUGGUGCUGCUGUAUAAAAAGAUGUGUAAGAUUAACUAGUAAGAACAGUUUAUUUUAAAGAAUAUUUGCGGUGCUUCUAUGUAAUGCCUUUAACCCCCGGAAUGCUGGGGGUUCUUUAGGAACAGUCACUAGUAAUUUGAAUUAAGGGCUAGAGCGGAGAGGUCCCCCUGCCUUCUUUAAAUGGCCACCAGACAAUGUUUUUUAAAGAUGAAAUACAUUGACUUUCCCUGUUUAACCAUCCAAACAAUCAUAAAAGAGGUGGCUUGACCUGCCAAAUAUAUAUUUUUGAAAAACAACUCCACUCUGUUGUUUGGCCUCCAAAGAGUGGUAUAUAAGCACGCUGGUUUUAUCAUCAUUUAUAAAGUGGUCAAAAAGAUUCCUCCACUCUUAAUUUUUGAUUCUCUGGAUGGUCACAAAGAGGUGGCUAGACCUACCAAAACAGGUUUCUAGGUUUUUACUGACUGUUGUAGUGGGCAGCAGAGUGUAUUGUGGGACAGUGACUGGGUGUAUGUGAAGGAUUUACAGUGCUUUGACAAUCUUUAACAGGCAUUGUGGUGGAGGGUAGCCUCUACAAUCAGCUAAUUGGAUUGUGUCACUAAGAGCUUUCUCACGAGGCUCAAGCCUUGACUUUUGAAAGCAGCUAAAUAAAGACAUUUCAACAACUAGA
Eublepharis macularius is the source of this 3989-nucleotide messenger RNA. RefSeq names its product TLC domain containing 3A (gene TLCD3A). Gene Ontology annotation, cellular component: endoplasmic reticulum; membrane. The coding region runs from base 134 to 922 and encodes 262 amino acids. Gene Ontology annotation, biological process: lipid homeostasis. Lineage: Eukaryota; Metazoa; Chordata; Lepidosauria; Squamata; Eublepharidae. The record is from RefSeq and is a predicted model, not a curated record. The transcript has 5 exons.